AUGGGAGGAGAUCUGAAUUUGAAGAAGUCAUGGCAUCCGGGGUUGAUGAAGAACCAGGAGCGCGUAUGGCUCGAAGAGAAACGCGCUCUAGAGGAGCGCAAACAGAUUGCACAAUUACGGCGUGAACGAGAGGAGGAGCGCCAGAUGGAAGAAAUCCAACGCCUUCAAGAAGCCUCCGGAAAGACGAAGAUACAAAGCCGAGUCGAUUGGAUGUACCAGGCGCCUUCGAGCGCGACCGGGCAUUACAGCGAGGAGAUGGAAGGGUACCUGCUGGGGAAGCGGCGCAUCGAUGGGGUCAUCCUGAAAAACGAUCAUGACACAAAGAAGCUGGAGAAGGGCUCGGAGGUGGUGGGCAGUGCGGCGGCCGGCCCGUCUGCCAUGUCGGCGCGUGACACCAUGUCCAAGGUUAUGGCGGACCCGUUGCUGGAAGUGAAGAAGAGGGAACAAGCGGCAUAUGAUGCAAUGGUGAAAGAGGCGAUCAGACGCAAGGAAAGGGAGCAGAAACGCGCGGGUUCCGGUCGGGACAAGGAACGUGACCGUGGUGAUCGGGACCAUCGUCACCGUAGCCAUGACUCAAAGCGCAGACGCUACAGCGACGAUGCAGGCGAUGAUCGCCGUGACCGCCAUCACCGAAGAUCGUCCCCUCGUCGACACCGAUCGAGAUCGCCUGCUUCGCCCGACAGAUCUUCCCGCAGACAUCGCAGUGACCGUGACCGCGAACGACGCGACGACAGACACCGCUCAGAUAGCCGUGAUCGGAGGAAUGAUAGGCAUCGGUCUCGCCGGGACGAUAGAGAUCGGGACAUAGACCAUCGCGACCAUCAAGACAGGAGGGGUUCCUACUCUGGCCGGCACCAAGACCGGGACGACAGACGUGACCGAGACCGCUCACCACGUCGAUACUCCCGGUCCCCCGUCCCGUCCAGUGACCGCAAAGAGCACCCGACUGCCGCCGAAGACCGCCGCCGGGACUACCUCCGGCGCGAAUACAACAAUCGACGUGACUCCGGCCGAAACAACAUGCCACCCCCAACCCGUGCUCCAGCACCAAGACCUGAUCCAAAAGACCUGGAAGAAGAACGCCGCCGCAAGUUGGAAGAGAUGCAGUCCAGCGCGGCCGAUAUGGAAACAGAGCGACUCCAGCGCAUCGCUGAAAUCACUGCCAAGGAAGAACAGCAACGGGAGGCUGAUGAUCGGCUGCGCUCAGAUCGGGGCAGGUUCAUGUCUGAUGUCAACAAGCGCGUGCAGGAGGAUACCCUUGAUGAACGUAUUCGUCGUAGCCGUGGUGGGCUUGCUAAGAUGGAGGAGGAUUGA
Molecule: messenger RNA, 1314 nt
Organism: Penicillium bovifimosum
Lineage: Eukaryota; Fungi; Ascomycota; Eurotiomycetes; Eurotiales; Aspergillaceae
Gene: cwc25
Product: U2-type spliceosomal complex subunit CWC25
Exons: 2
Coding region: 1-1314 (437 amino acids)
Biological process (GO): mRNA splicing, via spliceosome
Cellular component (GO): U2-type spliceosomal complex
Source: RefSeq, a predicted model, not a curated record